This is a messenger RNA of Cyclospora cayetanensis, 2802 nucleotides long. RefSeq lists its product as uncharacterized. Lineage: Eukaryota; Apicomplexa; Conoidasida; Eucoccidiorida; Eimeriidae. The record is from RefSeq and is a predicted model, not a curated record.
AUGCAUGCAGAUUUCUAUUCUGGUGCGGCAGAGGACUUGCUGCAGCUGCACGAAGACGCCGCAGAAGAUCCAGAGACAGCAGCACAGGAGGGCAGCAAUGCACAGGCUGAUGAGUAUCUGGACGGCGAGCCAGAUGCUGAAGCAGACGCUACAGCCGAGUUGGGGAAGGCGUCCAGAGCAGCAGGCAGGGCAGGAGAGCAGGAAAUCGGUGCUUCCAGAGAGACAAGCGGAGAUGUCGACACCGAUUCGCUACGUCGAGACUGGCUCUCGCCAACCCUCUCUGCUUCUCAGGUGUCUCAGCGAGCGAAGCUGAAGGCUCUCAAGCGACGGCGCGAGCAGAGCGCCACUCCGGGGUGGGAGUCUUUCUUGAAUCGCAUACCUGUAGAAGAAGAAGACAUGGAGGCAAGAAACGCAAGGGAAGGCCUGCCUCCGCCUCACGCCAAAACUGUGGAUCAACUGCCUGUGAAGAGCAUCACCAUUGACGGCGAAACCGUUCUGUAUAGACAGGCGCUCGACUCAAGCCCUAUGUUCAUCGACCUUGAGACGUUUGAACGCCUGAAAGCACAGUGGGCAGACGACCCCGAGGAGCUCAAGAGGCUGCAGAGGGAGGAAAAGGCCGCGUAUGGCAUCUCGGAGGCAGUGCCAGAUGAAGACUGGAUCCCCAUCCGCCGAGGGCUCCCUAAGGGCCGGCUUGUCGUCUCCCACGGGCUCAUUCCUGCAAACGCCACGACGGAGGAAGCCGGCUACGAUUAUGUGGAGAGCUACUUCGAUCCCAAGAGGAAGUACUCGUGGUCCUACAAGAAGUACAACCCUUAUAAAAUGCGACGCAGUGGCGAUGCGGAGCUCGAGGAAGAGGGCGUGACGCCAGCCUAUCGACUCGAGACGGAGGAAUCUCGGCGGUACUAUCUGAAGGAGACUAGGCCCCCGGAUAGGGAGGUUGACGACGGCAUUGCGCGUCAAGCUACGCUUGCUGAAGAAAUGAUAUCCGCGCCUGUGUCUGCCGCUGCCGCUGCCGCUGCACGUGACUCUCGCCCUGGUGCAUGCGCUAGACGGAGUUUUUGCUUGGCGAUCUUAGGCAUGCGUCGGAGUCCGGAGGGGGAAGAGCAGUGGCGAUUCAUUUCGGAAGCACCGUUCGGGGUGUUGGCGGGGAGGCAAAACUUCUCCCGCACGCUAAGCCCGAGGGAUUUCCCGUGGGUGCAGCAGGUCCUUUCAGAGAGCCGAGGCUGCACACAAGAAGCAGGCGAUGCGCCGACUUCCGAGGCGGCGGAGGCCCCUCCAGCGAGUCCGUUGCAUGCGCAAGCUCAGGCUGAGAGUAACGGCUCCCGCAGUCUAGCCCAGCGGCAGCUGGGCACCUUCGAGGGCGAUCCAGGAGGGCAACUCCUCCCCGAAACGCCCUCUGUAAGAGGGAAGGACAAAAAGGAUGAGGAGCUGCCUCCCCCGCCGCUCAUCCCGAGACCAGAGGGCCCCUCGAUGUCUCCUGAAGAGGCCUAUCACCGCCAGUACGCGCAUGUAGGCUUGCCUUAUACCACUGGCUGCGCAUCGCCUAAGUUGUGCCUGCCGAAGGGGCGCCUUCCGCGCGUUCCGCAGCCGACAAGGACGCCUCCCUGGACGCUAUCGUACAGACAGCUGGGCCAGACGGAUCUCUACGUGUCUGAGGUGGGUCUGGGAACGAUGUUCAUGGGGGCCCCUCGGGGGCCCCCAGCGGGGGAGGGCAACUACAACACUCCUGAGGAUCUCUUGUCCUACGCUGUGGAUGGAUGGGGUGUGAAUUUCAUCGACACCGCCGAGCUGUAUCCUCUCCCCGCGUCUCCCAAGACGUACGGAACGGCCGAGAAGAUAGUGGGGAGCUGGCUGGCGCAGAGAGGCGCCUCCAAGCGAGCGGAGUUAGUGAUUGCGACGAAGGUUGCAGGACCAGAUGAGAGACUCGCUUGGCUUAGAACCGAAGAAAAGUCUAAGUACGUUCCUUUCCCCCCCCUCCCCCCUCCACGCAUACAGGGCACCUGCCUCUCCAAACGCCAGAUCCUUCAAGCUACGGAGGGCAGCCUGCAACGCUUGGGCUCCUCCUACAUCGACUUGCUGCAGCUGCACUGGCCGCAACGCUACGUCCCUCUGCACGAGACGGGAGACGCUGCAGAUGUGCUUUUUGAUAUCCCCAAAGCCCUCGCGACAGACACGGAGGCGAGACACUGCUCCAUGGAGGAGCAGUUAGACGCCAUCGAAGCUCUCCUAAGAGACGGAAAGAUUCGAGCGUGGGGGCUGAGCAACGAAACGCCAUAUGGCCUUCUGAAAUUCUGCCAGCUGGCCAAGGGCAGAGGACUGCCUCCCCCAGCUAGUUGCCAGGUUCACUAUAGCCUGCUUUUUAGGAACGAUGUGGAGAAGCAGUUCGUGGAGGCAGUGCGCCCGCAGAACGCAGGCGUCUCGCUUGUAGCCUACGGGGCCCUAGCUGGAGGCUUGUUGACGGGAAAGUAUUUGGAGUGGCUCGAAUUUCCCACGGCAGGCCGUUUACUCCGAUUUCCUUCCUACAUGAGCAGACUGAGGGGAUCGAUGGCUGCGAAGGCAGUGCGGGAGUACUUUAAUUUAGCGCGCCGGUUUGAGCAGCCUAAUUUAACUGCAGUAGCUCUGAAGUGGGUGUUCUCGAGGCCCUUCGUCUGCUCCACACUCCUCGGGUUCAGUGACUUCUACCAGCUGCGAGAGAACUUGCACUGCCUCCACCCCGCAGCCGGGGCGAUGACAGACUGGAUGGAGAGGGAGAUCAACUAUAUCCAUUGGAAGUGGCGCGACCCUUUGAGGAUCAUACACUGA